AGUCUACCGUGGGCGCACCUACCGGCAGCAUGCCGCCGUCGCGCGCUGCUCUCUACUCCCGCCGCUCGCGUGUACCAGUGCGACGUUAGAUCGCGGCCUCUAUCCAUCUAUAUCUAUCUAUCUCUCUGUACACAGUGCAAUCGUCCGCGUGGUGCUUCCGAGCAGCUCAUACUAUAUAGAGGUGAUCGUUCCGUCUUGGCCCUUCGUAUGGGAAAGCAACUGCUGAAGAUUAUUACUGCAUAAAUCGGUGUGCGCCAGUGGAUAUACAGCUGGUGAACGGAUAAUCCGCUGUGCGAACCGAUAGAGGGAAUACUCGAGUUCCACGAGUCCUGCGGGCUAUUCAUCCUCGACGAGAAGCGCGGACUUUCAUUUUUUUACCUCCCUCGUCCCAUCAGGGCUGGCCGGUAGCCGGCAGCUCUCGAGUGUCGUAUAGAAGGACGGCGGCGAGGAUGCAGCUCGGAGUAGCAGCAGCGCGAUAAUGCAGUGGACGACCUGGCCGCGCGGCAAACGCAAGCAGCAGGGGCCGGUCCUUCGAUUAUCCGUUUGCUCGCUGCCGCUGCUCCUCGGGCUGCUUUGCUGGCUGCGCUCGUCGGAUGCCAAGAGCGCCGUCCUGAACGCCGCCGCGACCCAGUGCCCGCCGCCCGACGCCAUACCCGGCUGCCCCUGCUACAACUUCGACGACGGCCUCUUCCUCGAGUGCACCGGUUCCACCGAGGAAUCGCUCAAGAAUUCGCUGCUGCGCGUCGUCAACCAGGCCAAGCCAAGCGCCGACUGGCCGGCUGUUACAGACGCGGUUAUCCAGUCGCUGAGCGUCUACGAGCUCGAGCGCAAGGUCGAGGAGCUGCGCGCGAACGUCUUUCCCACGGGAGUGCUCGUGCGCCACCUGCAGAUCUCGCAGUCGGGCAUCCGCGAGAUCAGCGAAGGAGCCCUGCAGAAGUUCAGCCACAGCCUAGAGUCCCUGGCUAUCGUCUCGAGUCGUCUGAGCAGUGUGCCUCAGAAGGCCUUCAACAGUCUGAGCCGCCUCGCGGCCCUCGACCUCGAAGCCAAUCUCAUCCACGACCUGCCGAGCUUUAGCUUUUACGGGCUGUCGCUGCUGAAGCUCAACCUCAAAGCCAAUCAGAUCAGCAAGAUCUCCGAAUACGCGUUCGCUAGUCUCGAGGACAGCCUGACCGACCUGAACCUCGCCGAGAACAAGAUCCGCCUCUUUCCCAUGACAGCUCUGCGCCGACUGGAGCGGCUCACCUCUCUGCGACUUGCCUGGAACGAAAUAUCCCAACUGCCCGAGGACGGCUACUCGCGCCUCGACGUCCUCAAUUUCCUCGAUCUCAGCAGCAACAACUUCCUUGUCGUGCCGCUCAACUGCUUCCGCUGCUGCCCGAGUUUGCGCACGCUCUCGCUCUACUACAACGCGAUCGAGAGCGUCGACAAGGACGCCUUCAUCUCGCUCAUUCACUUGGAGUCUAUCGAUCUCAGCCACAACAAAAUCGUCUUCCUCGAUGUAGCCACCUUCCGUGCCAACCAGAAGCUCAGGUCGGUCGACCUCAGUCAUAACCACGUACACUACAUUCGGGGGGUCUUCUCACGGCUGCCCGAGCUUAAGGAACUCUUCCUCGCGGAGAACAACAUCCUCGAGAUCCCGGCUGACGCGUUCGUCGGUAGCAUGAGCCUCUCGGUCGUCUACCUUCAGCAGAACGCGAUUCGCCGACUAGACUCGCGCGGCCUCGCCAGCCUCGAGCAGCUCGGCCAGCUCCACCUGAGCGGCAACUUCAUCGAGCGCGUGCCUCGCGACUUUUUCGAGCACUGCGAGAACCUCUCGAGCCUCUCGCUCGACGGCAACAGCAUCCGCGAGCUUGAGCUCGGUACCUUCGCCAAGCUCAAGCAGCUACGCGAGCUCCGGCUCCAGGACAACCAGAUCACCGAGGUUCGCCGCGGCGUGUUUGCGCCCCUGCCAAGUCUUCUCGAGCUGCACCUCCAAAACAAUGCCAUCACCGACAUGGAAACCGGUGCGCUCAGGUCGCUCCAAAGCCUGCAGCACGUUAACCUGCAAGGCAACCUGCUCGCUGUACUCGGCGACGUGUUCCAGGUGACGAACGAACCCGGCGGCGCGUCCGGCAGCUCCUCUCUCAUCUCCAUCCAACUGGACAACAACGGCCUAGGCGUCCUGCACAACGACUCGCUGCGCGGCCAGGCCAGCGUACGCAUCAUGUGGCUGGGCCACAACCGGUUGACCCGGCUACAGGCGCCACUCUUUCGUGACCUGCUGCUCGUCGAGCGCCUCUACUUGACCAAUAACUCGAUCUCGCGCAUCGAGGACACGGCUUUCCAGCCUAUGCAGGCUCUCAAGUUCCUCGACCUGAGCAUUAACAAGCUCAGCCACGUGACCGUUAAGACCUUCUCUGAGCUGCACGAGCUCGAAGAACUCUAUCUGUCGGACAACGGGCUGCGCAGGCUCGACGCUUACGCCCUCACGGCAUUGAAGAGACUGCGUGUCCUGGACUUGUCCAAUAACCGUCUAGCCGGCCUCCACGACACCAUGUUCCAGGAAGGCUUGCCCAUCCGUAGCCUGAACCUGCGAAACUGCUCCAUCGGUCUGAUCGAGAGGGGAACCUUCCGCGGUCUUAACAAUCUGUACGAGCUGAACCUGGAACACAACAGACUGACCGCCGGCGCCCUCGACCGACUGGACAUACCGGGGCUGCGCAUUCUUCGCAUAUCGCACAACAACUUCAGUCUGAUCAGCGCCGAGUCCCUCGACGGCUUGCCUUCACUGCAGCAGCUCAGCCUCGAGUCGGCUCAUAUUCACGCUCUACCAGCCGAAAUCUUCUCGCGAAACAAGAAUCUGGUCAAGGUCUUGCUGAGCGACAAUAUGCUGAUCAGCCUUCCAGGUCUUCUGUUCCUCGAACUCGAAGUGCUCAAGGAGCUCAGACUCGACGGUAACCACUUCCAGAAGAUACCCUACGAGGUUUUUGCUAAUGCUUCCUCCAUAGAGCAACUCUCACUCGCCCGCAAUCGCAUCUCUCAGGUCAACCUGUUCAGGUUGCGCGGUCUGAAAAACUUACGGGAACUUGACCUGCGCGACAACUCGAUCGACUCCCUGUCGGGCUUUGCCUCUGCCAAUCUACAAAAACUUGUGAGCGUCGACCUGGCUCAUAAUAACCUGACCGCCCUGCCGGCUAACUUCUUUCUUCACUCGGAUCAGCUGCGAAAGCUUGAGCUUGCCGGAAACAAGCUCCGUCAGAUCCCUGCCGUAGCUCUCUCCGCCCAGAACGUGCCCAGUCUGGGCUGGCUCAACGUCACUGACAAUCCGCUCGUCCGCAUUCACGAGAUCAGUUCCGAGGCCAAGUAUCCCGCGCUCCAGGAGAUUCACAUCAGUCGCACCAACCUGACGAUCGUUACCAGCCAGGAUUUCGAAGCCUUCCCCGAGCUGCUGCACCUCUUCAUGAGCAACAACUUGAUAUCUCGACUCUCGCCCGGGGCCUUCCACAGCCUACCCAAGCUUCUGAGCCUUGACCUCAGCAUCAACGAACUCGAGUUCCUGCCGCAGGAGAGGCUGCGGGGCCUUGAACAGCUUCGGCUCCUCAACCUCACGCAUAACCGGCUCAAAGACCUCGAGGAUUUCUCACCCGACCUGAAGGCUCUCCAGGUGCUCGACCUGUCCUACAACCACAUCGGUCAGGUCAGCAAGACGACGUUUCAGCACCUCGAAAACCUGGCGGAGCUGCACCUGCUAGGCAACUGGAUAACCUCGAUCGCAGCCGACGCAUUCAAGCCUCUCAAAAAGCUGCGUCUCCUUGACGUCAGCAAGAAUUAUCUCGAGAACCUGCCACUCAACGCUUUCAGGCCGCUCGAGACGCAGAUCCGAAGUCUACGAACCGAAGAGAACCCACUGCACUGCGGCUGCGAGUCCCAGGAGCUGUGGGAGUGGUUGCGGGAUCAUCAGAAGCUCGUCGGCAGUGGCGGUCUGGCUCGAAAUCGCGGCCCUGCAGGCGGCGCACUGGCCGCAAACGAACCAGGGACAGCGGCGCAAACGGCCGUUGGCGGCGGCAGCGGCAGCGGAGGUGUGCUCAGGUGCGAACAGCCACCCGAGCUGCGCGGUCUCGUCUUCCUGGAUCUCGACCCGCACGCUUUUUGCUCGGCGCCGCUGAUCCCCAAACUCGACAUUCAGGAUAUACAGCCGCACUCCGUCCUUGUGUCCUGGCAGAGCAGGAACCACUCCGGCUUGUUCGGCUUCCAGGUUGCCUUCUACGCGCUCGACAACUCCGACGAGGUGCACAGCAAGAGGCUGGAGUCGAGCGCGCGCUCGGUAAGACUGACGAAGCUCCAGCCGAACUCCCGGUACAGAGUCUGCGUGCUGGGCCUGGGCAGCUGGCCCACGCGCUCCUCCGAGGAGAGCAACGGGCUGACUCGCAGCGGACGCAAGCAGCCGGCUCCUCGGUUCAACGGCUCGCACAACGAGGUCAUGCUCGAGAAGUCGUCGCUGCCCGAAGUCGACGUGGACGCUGCGACGUCGCGCUGCACCGAGGCGCUGACUCUCGAGCUGCCCGACGCUGUGGCCAGCAGUGACGGCUCGUCCAUGAACAGCGACGAGACUUCCGACAAUUCCGGGGGCAGCGUCCUCACGCGGAGGCUCGGGCUGAUAAUCGGCUGCUGCAUGGGCUUCGUCGUCUUCAUCCUGCUCGUCUCCGUGCUCGGCUAUCUCAAGGUGAAGAAGCAGCGCGAGGCGGCCAAGCGGGACCAGCAGGCGGUGCCGCCCGAGUACAUAUCCUACAGGCACUUCAGCAUACAGAGCGGCGAGGCCGGUCAGACCGCGAGACAGCUACAGGCGGCAGGUAGUCUCGACAGUAGCCAGAACAGCCAGCAGCCGCAGCAGCCGAGCUUUAUCACGAGCAGCUGUCCCGGUGCUACGCCGAACGUAUAGCCAACGACCUACGUGUAAGGGAGCAAGCUGGCCAACUGUUUGUCGUUGGACGAUCUCGAGCUGCCGGUUCUUGCAACGCUGCUCCACAGCCAAGGAUGAUCAUCGCGCCGGCUACGCUGAACGCGUGCAGCUUCUUUCUUCUUCUUCGUCUUCUUCGUCUUCGUCUCGUUCGCGAUUUCGCGAUGAAUUUGUAUCAUACAUUAUACGUAGGUGCGAGCCUCGACUGAUUCGAUUUUGACUUGAUCUCGUGCAGUUUUUAGAUUUUCUUAAUUUUCUAUGUACGAUUAGCACGUUUGCGACUAUUACAACAUACUGUAGACGCGACGCAUGGCAUUCAGUUAUAGAGAUCGGAAUAUCGCGCGUGUACAUAAUUUGAUCGGCAAGAAGUCCUUAUCUGUAUAGUUUCGCGCAUGCGUAAUCCGAUAUGCGAUGUGGGCAGGCAAGAACCGCGUUGGAGAACGCGGCAUCACUCACAGAGGCCAGUGAGCGCGGGGCCUCUCUUACACGCCGGUUUCGUCAUCGUAAGUGCUCUGUUCUGUGAAUAACGAAAGAGCAGAGACGAUCUGCUGUUUACAUGUGUGCGUGCUGUGCGACAGCCCCGCUGAUUCGCGCGGCGAUUCGACAAACGUUAUAUAUAUAUACAUAUAUAUAUAUAUAUAUAUAUACGAGUGUGCCAUAUAUUAUGCGAUAACAAUAAUAAUAAUUACACUGAUCAUGAUGAUGAUAAUAAUUCCGUACGUCUGAGUGACGCUGAUGAUGCUGUACUCGCGGUGUGUAUGUGUGUACGUGUAUAAAAAUAAUACGAAUGUAUGCAUUGUACGUUAUAUACAUAAACGAGUGAAGUGCGCGUUGUGUGCAUGCGUGCGUCUGUCUAACGUAUAUGUACAAAUACAUAAGUUUUUCUACGGAUCAAUUCGAUGAGGACCAGGGCUGCGAGUAUAGUGAUGCACACCUCCCUCUCUUCCUCCGUCUUUCUCUCGCUGCACACGAAACAUCAUCGAGCUGCAUUAUACAGUCGUCCUGUCCUUGCUUCGACUCUUCAGCUCAAUAGAGGAGGAAACUGGUAAAAGGCGUGUACCUAUACAUACAGAGUCGCGCUCGCGUUACGCACUUUGCCUACGAUUAGUGCUAAACAGCCGGCAGCAUGCAUAUAUAUAUACAUACUCGACUACUCCUCUCAGACUCUCUCGGACUCGUUUACUUACACUCGCGCACGCAAGAGUCCAUUUGCGGGCGCGCGUGCCAUUGUAUUUUCUUAAUGGCCUAGCUAGCGCCUGUAUAUCUGUAUGUGUGCAUGCUGCACACCGUGCACAGUUUGGCCGAGAUGCGCGCGCGCGGGCGGGCGUUCGGCUAGCGGCCUGCACCGGCGGAAACGAUGGGACGUUUCCGGAGGUGGAGUGAGAGAGAGAGAGAGAGAGAGAGAGAGAGAGAGAGAGAGAAGAGGAGACACGGGCCGCGCGAAGGCCGCAAGGUGUAUCGUUAGCUUAAAUUUUCCGCGCGAGGAGCCUCGGCCGAGGGCGUAUAAGAGAGCGGCAACGAGCAGAGGAGACGCCUCGGAAAACGAGCAAAGUUUCGUUAUCGUUAUCGUCCUACACCGCUGCGACGUUCUUAUACCGGGACGACGACGACGACGCACCAAAGUCCUACCCUUUCGCCCUCCUCUCUUCCCAACUAGCGAGUUUCUCCCCGUACGCUACGUAUAGCUAUAUAACUAUGUACUUUUUUCUUCACCCGCCGGUCGUCUUUCCCUCUCUUUUUUUUAUUCACGUUCUGACGCUCUCCCCGGCAGCCCUCGCGGCGGCCACCCUUUUUUCCCCUCUCUCUCUCUCUCUCUCUCUCUCUCUCUCUCUCUCUCUCUCUCUCUCUCUCUCCCUCUCUCUCUCUCUCUCCCUCUCUCUCUCCCCCUCUCUACGACUCGUCGAGGAGGAAAAGAAGCGAGGCAAAAAGGUCGCCUGCCGUGCGCGAGAGCGGGUAUUCAAAGUAAAAAAAAUAAAAGAUAAAAAACCGUGACACUUGCGCGCCACUAAGAGAAAGGACGAUUAUAUAUACAUGCGCAGUUUACACACGCCGGAAAAUGAUGAAGCGCGAGGAUCUAACAAUUGCGGCAAGCUCGCGUCCUUGUUUCGAUUUUAUCAAAAACUCGCGCGCUUGGGUGAAAAAUAAAACGCUGCAUGUCGUCGAAUUUCGCGAAAUAUACACCCCAGAACACGAAAAGUUCACUUUGUUUAUUUCUUGGAAAACAAAUUGAGCUCAGUUUGUCUAUAGAAAUUGUUUUCGGAGUAUAGUCGCUUUUAUUUCUAUUCUAUUUUCUUUUAAUUUACCAAAAAAUUCUUCGAAAGUUCCGACACAGUGGCAUAUAUUUUUUUCGCUCGCUUUCUAUCACAGUGCAGCAGUAACAGCAGAGAUUCAAAUCAUUUCCCCAUUUCCCCAAAUCGUAGAAAGGAUUUCGCGAAACCAAGGAAAACAUCCAGGAUGCGUUUUGUAAAUAAACGCGCGGCGAGCCGAGAGCUAGGUAAGCUAGAGAAGGAAGAGAACGAGGAGUAAUGACCUCGUGAAUAUUUCGGUGGCAAGGCAAUGAGAGAAAAACGCUCAUAGCCCGUGGAGGUCAGCUAUAUACGCUAUAUAACAAGGCGAGUAAAUAAUUAACCGGGUGCGCUGCACCGGCUAAUUUUCGCAAUCAACCCCGCUAUGACCUCGUUGUUGCGCGGCUGUAUAUGUACCGUAUAUACAUACGCGAAGCCGGCUAAUGGCAGACGACCGAUCCAAGUGUGCUCUCGCGCACCUACGACAAACACAUGGAGAGAGAAAGAGUAGUACGUGUGUGUAUACCUCUUGCGUGCGCUAUCGUUUUUUUUUUCCUGUAUUUGAUCCAUUCGAGCAAAGCGGCAAAGAUGCGCGGAUAAAUGGCAAUGAUAGCCGGUCGAUGGUAAAACUAGUAGUCCGCGCAGAGUCGAAGAGCUGUGGAGGAGAAGCAUAUGGCAUAUGGUAACGAAAAAAAAUCGACACGCUCGAUGAGUUUGGAGAUUUUUAUUCAACAUUCAUUCAGGACCUGCGUUCGAUGUGCAGCGCGGAAAGAUCUUGGUUAUCGAAAACUCGCCUCUCGAGCUUGCUACUGCAAAUAAUCGUGAAACGUACCCACAUUUGUUCAUCGACGCAUAAAUAUGUUAACGAAUGUUUUCCCUCCAAGCAUCGCACACUCGUAAUAUAUAAAUAUAUGUGAACUUCUUUUGAUUAAUCUGUGAUAACUUAUGAUAGAGAUGCGCGCGAGAGACAGAGAGAGAGAGAGUGAGAGAGAGAGAGAGAGAGAGAGAGAGAGAGAGAGAGAGAGAGAGGGAGAUACUGUGUACAAGACGAUUUGUACUACAACGAUAACAUCGAACCCUCGAAAUUGGACAUGAGAACUUUAUGGAGCCAGGAAUGACUUUGACGAGGACAGAAAUAAUGUCAAGCUGCCCGAGUGUUCAUGUCAAUGCUCUCGCGCAUACACAAAUAUAGACACGAAGAGACGAGCAACUCCGGAGACUAUUAGUCAUGUAUUCGCGGCCGCAGGUCUCGCGCGACUUCAAUGUAAAUAAUAAACGAAUGAUCGUCAGCUAUAUAUAAUUUCAGAAUUAUAUAAGUAUAAAUAUAUACACACGAAUAGAGAGAGAGAGAGAGAGAGAGAGAGAGAGAGAGAGAGAGAGAGAGAGAGAGAGAGAGAGAGAGAGAGAGGUGUCUCGAUUGUGCGCGGGAUGCUGUAAACCUGUAACAUAUUACCCCGCAUAUUAUGGAAUAAUGUAAUAAAAAAGUCGCCAUUUUUUUCUA
This is a messenger RNA of Nasonia vitripennis (jewel wasp), 8722 nucleotides long. Its product is annotated as protein artichoke. The record is from RefSeq and is a predicted model, not a curated record. Bases 479 to 4918 code for a protein of 1479 amino acids. The transcript is spliced from 6 exons. Gene Ontology annotation, molecular function: protein binding. NCBI's taxonomy places the organism in Eukaryota, Metazoa, Arthropoda, Insecta, Hymenoptera, Pteromalidae.